Molecule: messenger RNA, 2020 nt
Organism: Puccinia graminis f. sp. tritici CRL 75-36-700-3
Lineage: Eukaryota; Fungi; Basidiomycota; Pucciniomycetes; Pucciniales; Pucciniaceae
Exons: 3
Coding region: 762-1619 (285 amino acids)
Source: RefSeq, a predicted model, not a curated record
CUAUAUGAAUUCAGGUGAGCUCUCGAAAGGCUUUAAACGAUCUUCGUGGAUAGAUAUGCAGCUUUUUGGAUCCUCGUAUCUUUCCAGCACGUCUGGUUGUAGCCUUCUCCUUGUUUACUGGCUUUCUCUCUGGGUAACCUGAGAUGUUCUACUUUUGGUCACACUGACCCUUGGGCUAAGACAUGGUAGGGGGUAUGAGAACUCGGCCAUUCUUGACGAUACCACCGUUGCGAUAUCGGAUUUAGUUGAGGGAAACCUUGAGAGCACUUGGAUCAUUCUCCCCCUUGAUCCACCCUCCAGGCCUCCUUUAUCCACAUGCCACUUUUUUUAUCAUUCAAAAUCUACAAAUACAAUACAUAAGUGUACAUAAUAAUCACCAACUCCCCUGUCGUACGGUGUUGUUGAGGCACACCUACAUUUGCGAUCAUCACUUACCUGUCAGAUAAGUCAGCUGGGUGGUCCUCGGUAGACAGUGACUGAAGAAGUUAGUUUGUCCUCAUCAAUUUUUUCUCCAAGCUUAAAACCCCCCCUCUUCUCACGCCCGGCGGUCACACGACACCAGCCAAGCUCGGAUUGACACAACAGUUCCCUCAUCAAUUAAACCAAUUUCCUACCUCGUCUAAUACAUUAGGGCUUUCUAUACAAAGCUUCCUUUCUGUCAUUCAGGGCCUUUCUCUAAGUUCUGUAGAGGAGUUUUUUCCCCUGUUCAAACACUCCUCAACCCUCUUCUCUUUUCCGAUUUCUCUUUAAACUAUCAAGCUAUGGUAGCGUUUGCCCAACCACCGAUGAGAAAGGCUCAUCAGAAGCUCUCAUUUUCCCCUGGAAGCCAUCGACCAACCGAACCUUCCUCAGGACCGCCUCUUUCUAUGAAUGCCUCCAAACUUGACAAGCUGAAGAAACUUUGGGACCGUCGUCCGAAAUUCGCUGGCCCUAACGGCGGCGGCAACACCACCGUAACUGUGGCUUCACUCACUCUGCCCUACUCCUUGAGCUCCAAAUCGAAGAAUAAGAAGCAGAGUCGCCGUACGACUAUUGGAACCGAGAAGAUUGGACUUCCCCACGACUUUAUUCAUUCAAAACAUGUUGGGAUUCACGACGUCAGGGAAAUAGCCUAUCAACCUCGCCACUCAAUGGGUGCAGUUGAUAUGUUAGACUCUGCGGGAUUGAGGUCGUCUCUCUAUCGCUUGACCGACUCGGAACCCGAGUCCCAAUCAGAGGAAGAAAAAACGCCGGCCGCAGUCACCCAACGCAGAUCCCCCCAGGAGCGCCGCUCACUCGGCUGCCCAGGUCCUCAAGUUCCUCCUUCACCUCGCUCAAACAAAGUCAAGCGGAAAUCAGUCCCCAUUCACAUUCUCCAAGACGUCCCGGAAUCGCCUCCGCAACUGCCUAGCGCUGAUCGUCCCGGGGAAGCUGCUCAGGGACGCUACCGAUUCUCGUGUUUGUCGAUUGAGGAAUCCGUUAAGGAGUUGAUUAAUUACGCUCAACCUGAGUCCUUGGUCGAUGAACAAGGAAGACCACUUCACAUGGUUGGAGGAGAGUACAUGACCCAAACAAUGAAAGGAAAAUGGGACAACAAGAUGGCAGAAAUUGCUCAAACUUUGAAAUCAGAAGCUUCUUGACAUAAUCUGUAUUCCCCCCCCCCUUUUUUUUUCCACUUGUCUGUAAUUACCCCUCUAGUAGGCUUAUUACUUUCGAAAGCAAGAACCACUUUUUUCAGCUUCUUCAUUUACUUAUUUUCUAGGAUUGUUCUUGCUUGUCGACUUAAUCCGUUUCUCAAUUUGUUUAUGUACAAUAUUUAUAAGCCUUAUUAGUUCUAAGUUUAAUUGUAAAACUCUUAUCUCUUGGAUCUCGUAUGUCACACGACCAUCGACUUUAUUUAUUAUUUUAUUUUUUUCAUGACUCUCUUUGAGAUAUCUCUUAUACAUGAUUAGCUUUUAAUAUGAUGUUCAAUUAAAUACUUGAUCUUUCGAAAUUAUAUGCUCCCACUGCCCUCAAGUGUCUUUCACUUAGGCGAGUCCCC